Messenger RNA from Aspergillus calidoustus, 2339 nucleotides. The record is from the annotation of a GenBank genome assembly. Lineage: Eukaryota; Fungi; Ascomycota; Eurotiomycetes; Eurotiales; Aspergillaceae.
GUUCAAGACAGGGGUGGUCCGUGGGCUGCCUGGAGGAAGGGGUUUUAAUAACCAUGGCGCCCACCUGCUCUUCAGAUCCCCGAGCAGAGAGACACACCGAAGAGACUCAGCAUGGCGCCCCUCCGCCUGAACCUCGCCCUCCUCGGGACCCUCGCGACUCAAGCCCUCGCCCUGGCCGUAACGCGCCGCGCCUCGGUCGCCUCAAUCCCAGAGUCCACGUGGGACGCCUUCAACGAAACAAUCUCCGGCCACCUCCGCAAUGGCGAACCCAUGCUGGCCCCCUGCUACACGCGGUACAACGGCGAAUCGCAAACACCCGACCACGCCCAAUGCGCAAACCUCCAAAAGAACGGCGGCGACUUGACCUUUGCAACCGGCCAAUUUGGAUACUACGUGCAGUCGCAGUGGGGCGCGUGUCAGACGACGGGGGACAGUUGUACGUUUGGCGCCAUCCGGCCGGAUAUUUUGACGCCGAUACUGGACAAGUGUGAGCAGGGCAGUGUGCCGACCAAGUAUGUUGAUGUCCGGAGUGUUGAGGAUGUCCAGAAAACCCUGGUUUUCGCGGGUGAGAAUAACCUCAGGCUGGUUGUGAAGAAUACGGGGCAUGAUUAUAUGGGGAGGAGCUCGGCGCCGGAUUCGUUGGCUUUGUGGAUGCACAAUCUGCAACCACCCAUCGAGCUGAACAAGGACUUUAUUGCCGACGGCUGCUCCGAGUCCAGUGGGGACUCGAUUACAUUUGGCGCGGGACAGCAGUUCCAAGGCAUCUACGACUUUGUCGAGCCACUCGGAUAUCGCAUUGUCGGCGGAAGCUCUGUGACUGUCGGCGCAGCAGGAGGCUGGAUCACCGGAGCCGGCCACAGUAUGCUCUCCAACGAACUAGGCCUCGGCGUCGACAGCGUCCAACAACUAAAAGCCGUCCUUCCCAAUGGCACCCACGUCACAGCGAACCGCUGCCAAAACCAAGACAUCUUCUUCGCCCUGCGCGGCGGCGGCGGCGGGACAUUCGGGGUAAUCACCGAGAUGACCACGCGCGUCUACCCGAGGAAAGAAACCCAAUUCGUGCAAAUGGUCUUCACAAACCUUCUCCCCGUCCAGCAGCGGCGACUCUUGGAUAUCCUCGUUGAGAAUGGGGAGAAGUGGGCGGAGGAGGGGUGGGGUGGGUACAUUACCAUGUUCAAUCUCGGAACGAUUGUCUUCAUUGCGACGCCGCUGCUUACGCACGACGAGGCCGUCGAGUCAAUGAAACCGCUUGCCAAGUUUGCGACGACGUUUAACCUCGGCAUCGUCAAGGUCCAGAGCACAGAGAGCUUCCGCGAGGGCCUCGACCCGUUCGUGCAGAUCCAAGAGUUGGGCAUCUUCCCCGGCUCCGCAUGGGCGCUCUCCAGCCGAAUCGUCAAGCGCGAGUCCUUUGUCCAAAGCAAACAAGAAGAACUCUCCGACAUCCUCUCCGACUUUCUCAAUGUCCAGCAAAACCCACUCGAACCAUCGAUGCAGAUCCUCGUCGUUUGUCUGACAAUGCCAACCGUCUACUCCAAGACCAUGCCUGAAUCAGAUCUCCCCGGCGGCCCUGGCCACGCCUCAAUCGCACCCCAUUGGCGCGAUGGGAUCUGGCAGGUCCUGCACUUUAGGACCUACGACGGCUCAAUCGAUAAUCCCAAACUGGUUCAACGGAUCGCACAGCGCGCACACGACGUUAUGGAGCCUCUACGAGCCUUUACACCGGGUUCCGGGGCGUAUAUCAACGAGGCGGAUCCGUGGGAGCCCGAUCAUAUCAACUCGUUCUGGGGCGAAGAGAAUUACGCGCGGCUGCUGAGGAUCAAGCGCGAGGUUGAUCCCGGGAAUCUGCUUAUGGUUCAUCAGGGGGUGGGCUGGGAGGAGAGUGAUGCGCGGUUUUCAUGUUAUCCAGAUGUUACUGCCUAAGACGCUGGCCGAGCUGGAUUUACCUGCAGGGUUGAGUGUUCAAGUUUGGAUAUCCCUGUUCUCGUAUAUAAUUGUUUCACCAAAUGUUCAUAGUGCCGCUAGGUACAGUCAAUGCCCUUCCUGAACCACUUUAUGCUAUGGCAGGGUAGCAAGGUCCACAUACCAGUGCCCGCGUGGGCAUUGUUGCCUUUAUUUUAGCCAUGGAUGAGACAAUCCUCCUGGUGCCGUCGAGGGCAGGGCUUCCCGUCCGUUUGGUCGAAUUGAAACUUAUUAUAAAAAACCGCGUCUCGUAGCCCAAACAGACCCUAAGAGUCUUGAUAUACGUGGCCUAUUCUUCUACCAUGGAUAGCUGGAUCAAAAGAGAACUGCUCUCAAUUGAGAGGCUUGACGCGGCAAGAAGGGCACUAAAUGAGAGUCAC